Messenger RNA from Papaver somniferum (opium poppy), 1224 nucleotides. Its product is annotated as cilia- and flagella-associated protein 251-like. The record is from RefSeq and is a predicted model, not a curated record. Bases 1 to 1224 code for a protein of 407 amino acids. Lineage: Eukaryota; Viridiplantae; Streptophyta; Magnoliopsida; Ranunculales; Papaveraceae. The transcript is spliced from 7 exons.
AUGAAGCCAAGCAAUGAGGAAGGUGUGCCAAGGCUUCUUAGGUGGAUCAUCAGCGACGUCGGUAAUACAAUCGAUAAAGACCUGAAUGAUGCCAUGAAAAAGAUGCAACCAGGAUGGGUGAAGGCUUAUACUGAUGAAGAGCGAUUGCUUUUGGAUGAGUACCGGAGGCAGAAACAAGAAAAUAGCAUAGAUGCUGUGAAAGAAAAGCUGCUCAUUUCAGAUAUGCAAAGAAAGGAGUUGGAUGAGAAAUACAGCUUGAAACUGAGGAGGAUGAGGAGAUUGAAGAGGAUGAGGAGGAUGAGUACGAGGGAUGAUGGGGAGGAGCACAAGGAAGAUGAUGAGAUUGAGGAGGAGGAGGAUGAGGAGGAGGAGCAGGAUGAGGAGGAGCACAAGGAAGAUGAUGAGAUUGAGGAGGAUGAGGAGGAGCACAAUGAAGAUGGCGAUAUGCAUGAUCAUAAUGAUGAUGGUGAUGGUGAUGACAUUGACAAUGAGGGUAGUAAGGGUGGUGAUAUGCAUGAUCAUGAAAAUGAAAAAGAGGGUAACAAAGGUGGUGAUGACGAGCAUGGAACUGAAUCUAAAAGGAAUGAAGUUCCGUCUGAAACUCCUGAAAAGCAAAGCACUCCUUCACCAAAGACCAAUGAGGCAAAUGAAGAAGAGGAUGGAAAGGAUGGAACAAACCAAGGAGUUGAGUCUGAAACUGGUAACAAGCCGAGCAGUCUUAUGCCAAAGGAAGUUGAAAUCCCUGAAGGUCAAGAAGAGCAUAUGAACCUUAAUGACCAGGAUACUGCUCAAACUGAUGAAAUUGACAAAGUAGCUGGGUGUGAAGCUGCUAACAAGCAAAGUACUUCUAUGCCAAAGACAAGUGUAAUCAAUGAAGAUAAACAAGACCAAGUUAACCUUGAUGACCAGAAUGUGAUGGAUGGCACUCGAACAGCUGAAAUUGAUGAAGCUACUAUAAUUGCAGCUGAAGCCAUAUGUCAGUUGGAUCCUAAAGAAGUCCUUUUACUCACACAAGGAGAAGAAUCACAGAAUGAGACUUAUACAUCAAUUGAGGACCUUCUAGAUAACUUGUCUGAAACUGUAUUCGUAAAGCUUGAAAAAAGUUGUUACAGAACGACACCAUCUGAAGUGAAGGAAAAGAUGGCAACCCUGAUCCGCCACGAUUGUCCAAUCUUUGCAUUAUUGAGCCAAGAAGAUCCAAAAGAAGAGUCGUCGCAAAAAUGA